AUGACAAAAGAAACUGUAAAAAAGAAAGUUUGCCAGUUCUAUACUAUUCAAGAAAAGGUGAUUGUUGUUCAAUAUGCCCUUCGUGAAAGUAAUACCAAGGCUGCUGCAAAGUUUGGUUUGGAUAAGUCUCAAGUUGGCUAUUGGGUAACAAAACUAAAGGACCAAUUAAAUGAGAUAGUUGAAAUGCGUAAUGCAGUACUUGCCAUAACCUAUAAUAGUCUCAAGUUAGAGAUGUUAAAAAUUGUUUCUGAAACUGCCUCAAAAAGCUAUGAACUUGUAAAAAGGCAGCUUGCAAGUAGUUUCAAGACUUCCUCUACAUGGUUAGGCAAAAGAUGGCCUAAAACUAAUAAGUCUUCUUCUCCUCCUGGUGUAAUUGUUUCCUUUCAUAAGAAAGGUUGGAUAGAUGAACAGGAAAUUAGUCCUGAGAUUAUUCAACGUGCUUUUCACAAAUGUUCUAUUUCUAAUGCCAUGGAUGGUUCAGAGAAUAAUGAAAUACUAACUUACCAAACCUCUGAUGAAAUUCACCGUGAUGAUGAUGAAAUUUGCCAUGAUGAAGUUUCUAGUGAAAAUAUUAUUAUUAUUGAUUCUAGUGAUGAUAAAGACAAUAAUUCUAAUCAGGAUAUUUUUGUUGGAGAAGACGAAGAAGUUCUUAUUUUUACAACAAAUCAAUAG
Molecule: messenger RNA, 672 nt
Organism: Dentiscutata erythropus
Lineage: Eukaryota; Fungi; Glomeromycota; Glomeromycetes; Diversisporales; Gigasporaceae
Source: the annotation of a GenBank genome assembly